Messenger RNA from Symbiodinium sp. CCMP2592, 1263 nucleotides. The record is from the annotation of a GenBank genome assembly. Lineage: Eukaryota; Dinophyceae; Suessiales; Symbiodiniaceae.
AUGGCUUUCAAGGUGCGGCUCCUCUUGGGCGCUCGGCGGCUGGUGCUUCUGCAACCGCCGCGGUUUUCCAAGGGCGCAUCCACGGUAGCGAGCGCACCGAAGGCACCCGGCUCGGGGAUGGCUGCGUACAUCCUGCGGACGGGUCUUCGAGGCAUGCGAGGCGUGUGCACCAUCUCUGGCGGCAUCGGCUUGACCGUCUUUGGGCUCGUCAUCUGCCCCUACGUCAGUUCACGGUCACCGAUUGGACAGGAAGAGCGAUCUUCACUGGAGCAGGAUUUGCUCGGGAUUGUGGCCUUCGACUCGUCUCGAGAGCUGCUGGUGGCUUCAGAGCUCUUCGCAGCUGUGCGCGAGAUGCGAAUGCCUCCGGUGUCCUUCCAUGACUUGCAGCGACCCUUCUUCUUCCGCCUUUUUGAAUGGGUCGGCCGCUUCACCUUUGCAUGCUAUUCCGAUGCUUCCGGUGUAAUGACGCUUGACGAGUUCAAGUGCGCCGUUCACAAAAUGAUCGAUUUGGUCUUGGAGGCACACAGCCUGUCGCAAGGAAAGGCUGCUGCUCCUGCUGAAGCACGCGCCCAAGCGGUGCGCGAGCUCACCAAGCAUGUGGUCCCAGCCGUCUUCCGAGUUCUGGACUUUGAUCAGAACGGAAGCAUUGGCGCCUUUGAGUUCAUCCGCGGAGCGCUGCUCUUGCUUGCAACCGUGCAGGGUGCUCCGUUAGAUACGCCGCAGUUGGCAGACUUGGCCUUCCGAGUGGUUGACGCAGAUGCAGAUGGUUUGGUUACGAGCGCCGAACUGCUCCGAUGGGUCACGCUGGCCUUGGAGCAUGGGGUGACUUCUGCAGACGUGCUUCAAGAGCCUCGGGGGCCAUUUGGGUGGUUUGGAACCCGCAUACUGACGCCAGCACAACUUGCAAAAAGAUGGCUCGCGGAGGCUGACUUCGAUCGUGAUGGAAAGCUCCUCCCACAGGAGUUCGCCGUCCUAGCUCCGCGACUUCGCAUCCAUCAGACGAUCGGCCGGAUGGCCGGCUGGGCUGGCCAUUUUAAUGUUAGCUGUUCCCGACUGCGAUAUGUUUCUGCGCAGCUUGAAAAGGUCCAGAAGAUGCUGGAAAACACUCGUGGGGAAGAGUGGCCUGCCCUCUGCCAGGCAAUUCGGAACGUGGAGAGCCAGUUGAAUUCCACGGGGGGUGCUGCCGGUGGCAGAGAGGACCCCAGAGAGGUGUUCAAGCACAUCCUGACUCAUUUGAAUAAGGAGACAGGGGCGCAGCAGUGA